Copidosoma floridanum is the source of this 1163-nucleotide messenger RNA. Its product is annotated as L-lactate dehydrogenase. Gene Ontology annotation, cellular component: cytoplasm. Lineage: Eukaryota; Metazoa; Arthropoda; Insecta; Hymenoptera; Encyrtidae. The record is from RefSeq and is a predicted model, not a curated record. Gene Ontology annotation, biological process: lactate metabolic process; pyruvate metabolic process. Gene Ontology annotation, molecular function: L-lactate dehydrogenase (NAD+) activity.
AUGGUACCAGCGACCGGCUGCCGUAGCAUAAGGAUUUGGAAAACACAUCGCGUUAUCAACGAGUGCCUAUCGGCGUUUGGAAAACCCCAAACUGGCAAGCGAAUUUUGUCGGGCCACGCCGAGCCCCACUUGAGCAGAAAUUACAGUGACCAGCUGAGACAGCCACCAUGUCUUCGAAGCGAGCUGCUGUGCAACGUCGUGGAGCCCGUGCAGGACGGAAUGACCAAAGUAACCGUCGUGGGUGCCGGCACGGUGGGAAUCGCCUGCGUCAACUCCCUACUGUUCCAAAAAAUCAGCAACCACGUGACACUGCUUGACGCGUUCCCGAAAAGACUGAGGGGCGAGGGCAUGGACUUUUCCCACGGGCUGAUUUUCCUGGACGAUCCGCAAUUCGAGUACGACACAGAUUUUUGCGCGUCGAGCAACUCGAAGGUGGUGAUAAUAACGAUCGGCGUGCGCCAGAUGAAGAACGAGUCGAGGCUCGAGCUGGUCCACCGAAACGCCGAGAUAAUAAAAACCAUCAUCGUACCGCUGGCCGAGUACAGUCCGAAGGCUGUUUUCAUCAUCGUGACGAAUCCAGUCGACAUAAUGAGCUGGUUGGCGUGGAAGGUGAGCGGAUUGCCGAUCAACAGGGUCAUUGGCACCGGCACGCACUUGGACACAGCGAGAUUUCGAUACAUGAUUGCCAAUCGUCUCGGCGUAGCUUCACACUCCAUUCACGGGUACAUUGUCGGCGAGCACGGCGAUAGUCAAGUUCCUCUCUGGUCGAGCGUGAGCGCCGGUGGUGUCACGUUCCGGGACAUACUCCCAAACAUCGGUAUGACCACGGAUGAGGAGAAGUGGUACGAAAUCGCCCGAGACGUCAUGAGCGCAGGACCGACUGUCAGGUGUCUCAAAGGGUACUCCAACACUGCCGUGGGACUAACGGUGGCCGACAUCACCAAAGCCAUUCUUCUGAACAACCAGACCAUCAAGUGCGUCUCGACCCUCGUCCAGGGUCACUACGACGUUUGCGAGGAGUUGUUUCUGUCGCUUCCGUGUACCAUCGGGGAGCGCGGCAUCAGCAGCGUCGUGCGCGUCCGCAUGACGGAGCACGAGAGGAAGAUGUUCAAGACCUCGGCGGCACAAGUUUACAGCGUUCAGAAGGACAUGAAGCUCUGAGU